Moneuplotes crassus is the source of this 2063-nucleotide messenger RNA. The record is from the annotation of a GenBank genome assembly. NCBI's taxonomy places the organism in Eukaryota, Ciliophora, Spirotrichea, Euplotida, Euplotidae.
GGAAAUAUGAUGGCUCUUACUGGAACAACUCUUAUUAUAAGAGACACCACUAUGGACAAGAAGUUCACACACCUUUGUCUGAAUGAAAAUAAUAAAAUCGAAUGAAAAAUUAACGAUGACACUUAUUCAAGACCAUAUCACUAUAAAGACUAUCACCCGAAGAGAGGAGACGUUCAAGAAGUGUAUGCAAAUCCCAGGAUUUCCUACACCCCUCAAGAAAUUAAGAGGAAAGCUGAAGACCUGAACAAGCCAUGGAACUACUUUGAUAAACCAAAUCAUGAUCUCUAUUCCAAAAAAAACUAAGUCUUCCUAAUGAAGACAGAUACGAAAAUAAUAAGAUUGACAGAGGGCUAGACUAUGGUGAUUAUAAGAAGAAAUAUUUGGAAAGAGAAAGUGUUAAGAGAAAGCCAGUUGAGUCUAGACUUGAUUUUGUGUCAAAAACUCCACAGACUGUAAAGAGAGACAAAAGAGAUCAUAGAGAUGAAAGAUGGAGAGAUAUGGUACCUGAUAGCCCUAGUGAGAGGAAGAGAGACAAGGAUCAAAGAUCUCAUUAUAAUGAUGAUAAGAGACAUAAUGGAAGAGAAAUUAAAGCAGUUUCUGUUACUCCAGUGAAAUCAGUCUACUCAAGAUAUCCCUUGACAUAUAAAAAUGAAAUUUCUGACUCAUCAAAGCAGGCAUAUAAAAGAUAUAAUUAUGAGCCGAGAAGGAGUGAUCAAUCUGAAUUUACUGUUGAGGAUGCAGUCUCUCAGGCUCCAAACCCGAGUGCUCAUCCUAAACCAUCAAAAGACUUUAAAAGUAGUAAAACUCCUCCAGAGUAUGAUCUUCCUGACCCUGUAUAUGAUAGGGUUACUGGAGGCUAUUUGGCUCCUCAAAUUGAGGAAAAUCUUGGAAAGAAAACUUUGGUUCUUGAUCUCGAUGAAACAUUGAUCCAUAGCUGGUUCAAACCUAUAAAUAGUCCUGAUCUUUGCUUAGAUGUAAAGAUUAAGAACAAAUUUACCAAAAUUUAUGUUCUCACACGACCUUGGGUAUAUAACUUUCUGGACGAAGUUCAGAAACUUUUUGAAGUUGUUAUCUUUACAGCUUCUGUUUCAACUUAUGCAAUUCCAAUCAUCAACAAGCUUGACAGAACAGAUUAUCAAUAUCAAAUGCUGUUCCGGCAACAUUGAGAUACUAAAUCAGGUUCAUUUGUGAAAGAUUUGUCUAAAUUAGGAAGAGAUUUAAAAGACUGAGUCAUCAUUGACAAUACUCCUAAUUGAUAUCGCCUUCAGAAGAGGAACGCCUUGCCUAUCCUUUCAUGGUUCGAAGAUCCAAGAGAUAGAGAAUUAGAUAAACUUCUCCCUAUUUUAAAAUAAACUUGCUAAGGUUGAAGAUGUGAGACCGUAUAUCAAAUAAAUUAGUGAACUCAAAUGCCAUUAACUUUGAUAAGAUUUACAGAGUCUUUAGAAAUGUUAAUGAGCACGACUCUUUGAAGAGGAGUUUCUCCUUUAGAUCUGACAAAGAUCAAAGGACAGAGAUUAGUAGAUCUAAAAAUAGACCCAAAAGCACAAGAAGGCGCAAUAAGGAUAAACAUUCUAAGACAAAAGAAAUUGAGACUUUAAGAGGCGAUAGAUCUGGUACUACAAUAAACAAUGAAGAUGGUCAAGUACAAAGUAUGAAAUCACUCAAGAAGGAUUCAGACUUAAAAUCAAAAAUAAAGCAUUCAUUUGUAAAUAUUAAUAAUGAGAAUAAGAAGAUAUAUCCAAAGAAAAAGAGAAUAGCUAAAUAUACCUCAUCAAAGAAGUUGUCAAAAGAAAAGAAGAUCAAUAAGGAGACUUCUUCAAAGCUCUUACAAAAGAGUAGUGAGAGAUUAAGAAGAGAGAUUCAACAAUACUCUUCAAAAUUAAAGAGAUCAAUUGAAAGUUUUGACGUCGAAGACAAAGUCCACUCUAUCCACCAAGAAGAGACUUCAAAACUAGCAAACUACGCUCACCACCUAAGAAAAUCAUACCUCAGAACUGGUAAAUCAAAGAAAAGGAUAACAUAAUCCCCAAUAAAACUCCAAUACUGACCUACAACAUUUUUCA